Labrus mixtus (cuckoo wrasse) is the source of this 2246-nucleotide messenger RNA. RefSeq lists its product as uncharacterized. Bases 734 to 1774 code for a protein of 346 amino acids. NCBI's taxonomy places the organism in Eukaryota, Metazoa, Chordata, Actinopteri, Labriformes, Labridae. The record is from RefSeq and is a predicted model, not a curated record. The transcript is spliced from 6 exons. Gene Ontology annotation, biological process: response to bacterium.
GAAUAGACUCGUCACAUCUUCCUUUUUUUAGAACAGCUUCAUGAAGGAUUUAGUUUUACAUUUAAAGGUACAGACACAGAAACAGCCUGUUCUGAGCAGGGCUGAAAUAGAGGGGUUUAUAGACAUGAUCAAAUACAGGAUCAGAGUGGAUUUAGAACAAGAAACUUCACACACAUGUUUUGAGGAGCUCUGAGACUUAUUUAAACUGAAGAGGAGGAGGAGGAUAUGUCACCUUUAACACAUAAAAUUAGUUCAAACACGUACUUGGACACUGAGACUGAAGACUUCUCUGGAAGCCUUUCAUGCCCGCCCAUGUGUGACGUUGCAUGACAGCUAUAAUAGGUGCUUUAAUUACAGAUUAAAAAGCAACACGCCCAACCCCAGGCUUAUUUGGAGUUUAAUCUGAAAAGCAUCUUUGUGUGUUAAAGUGUUACACAUUGAACAUCCUACAGAAACAUCCACAUUGAUGUCAUCGUAUUUAGUUUUAAAGUCUUGAUCAUGUUAGAAUAUAACUUCAGAAAUAUGAGGCCACUCUGACAGUUAGAAACACAAACAGCUCUCGAUGGUAGAUCAGCUGAAAUGGGUCACUUGCUUGCAACAUUAAAACAGGAAGUGCAUUUUCUGUGUUAGCCAAUCAGUAUGAUUUGCUCUUUGGAAAACCUUGAUCACCUUGUGACUUAGUCUGACAUCUGUGUGGGAGACUUCAGUUGUGCAAGAAGGGUGCUGUAGCACAAUGGUCGGAAGGUUUGCUGCUUUGAUUCUUCUCAGUGCUUUGUCUCAAACUGUGGACAUGCAGCACCAGAUCUCUAUGACUGUGGUUGAACCUGGUGAGGAUUUUAACCUGACAUGUUCAAUCACCGGUCUGAAAGCCGGAUUGUUUUACUGGUUUAAGCUCAAGUUCGGCUACAUGGUCCAAACGGUUGCGGCAGGAAGUUUUGGAAAAGUAAAACUUGGAGAACAAUUUAAAAACUCUCGACACACUGUCACAUUCAAGGAGAAUCUGUAUUUUCUCAACAUCAGAAAUGCAAGCAAAGAAGAUGAAGCAACGUACUUCUGUCAAGCUGGAACGGCGUACGAAAUGAAGGUUAUUAACAGCACUCUCGUAGCGGUGAAUGAUCAUAAAAACCAGCAGAACUCGGUCUAUGUGAAACAAAGACCGGAGAUGCAGUCGGUCCAGGCGGGCGGCUCAGUGAAGCUCCAGUGUUCACUUCUCUCCAAGUCCAAAGAAAACAGAGAGCAGUGUCCAGGUGAACACAGUGUGUACUGGUUCAGAGCUGCAGAUGGAGAAUCCCAUCCAGCUGUUAUUUACACUCAAAGCCACAGAAGUGAAGAAGAAGAAGAGAAGAGAAGCUGUGUCUACAAUCUGUCCAAAACCAUACACAACUCGUCUGACGCCGGGACGUACUACUGCGCUGUGCUCACAUGUGGACAAAUCCUGUUUGGUGAAGGAACUACAGUGAAGACAAAACAAGAACCGUGGCCGUUUUACAUCGCGCUUGGGACACUGCUGCCCUACAGCGUGUUUGUGACGGCUGCUCUCAUUUUCUACAGAAACCAAAGGCCCGUGUGUAAACAGUGCAAGGGAGAAAAAACUGCGUCCAAUCAAGGCGAACGUCACAGAUCAGCUGAAGAUCAACCAAAUAAUGAGGAUGCUGGCGAGGCGGCUCUGAACUACGUAGCGCUGGAUUUUGCAGCUAGGAAAGCUAAAAGAUGGACGGCUGCCAGGGAGCAGUCGCUGGAUUGUACAUACUCCGGUGUAGGAGAAAGUCUAUGAAUGGAUUUAUUGACACGUACAGACAGAAGCGGCAUGGUUGGACCAAGAAUAGAUAAUUUUACUCUUAUGAGCUCCAUUAUUGUAAACAUUUGAAUGGAAUCUGAAUGUACGAUUUUGACUAUGAUGGAAUUAUUUAUCACAAUAAAAGACAUCUUUUUAAAAGGGGUACAAUUCAAUGUAAGGUCUGGACCUGACAAACGAAAUGUAAACAUGAUGAGAUUUCUUUGUUCUUAAUGAAAACUGUUGGCUUUGUGGAAACAUUUGACUACACAGAGAUGACUGAACCAUUUUUCUUUUAAUGAAUUUUAGUGGUUCUGAAAAGGAAAAGGGACUCUCUUAUUCCCAACCUGCUUGUGAUGAUAGCCUUGAUGGUAUCCUCUCUGUAGGUUCCAGCUGUGAUACCCCAGCUCCUUGUUUCAUUUUUAUGAAUAAACUCUUUUGUAAGCUGGAUAUAUUUUCCAACAUGACAUUA